Molecule: messenger RNA, 1812 nt
Organism: Penaeus vannamei (Pacific white shrimp)
Lineage: Eukaryota; Metazoa; Arthropoda; Malacostraca; Decapoda; Penaeidae
Source: RefSeq, a predicted model, not a curated record
AUGGCGAAUACAAAUGCACGCAGUGAGGUUUUGAACGAACAUGGGUUGUUUUCACCAAGUGGUCUUUGCUUGGAAAGCACAGUUAAAAAUAUAGCAAGUAACAGGUGUGUCAACUGCUUUCGUGGUAAUGUUGUUACAUCUGUAACGCCUGCAGCUGUUCGAACUUUGCUAAAGCCAUUGUGUAUUACAACCACUGCUGGGGUUACAGCUACUACUCCUGUUUUCACCAAUGUCGCAACUAAGGUCACAAGUAUUCCCGCAACUCUAAAAAGUUCUUCAGCAAAAACUUCAGGGAGUGAUACAGGAAAAAUAAUAGUUCCUCCUGUUAUAGGCUUACCAGAUAAAGUUGCAGAAAGCUCUAGUGAAGACCAAGAAGUCAAUGCAACAAAGAAGUGGGAGGAACAAAUAAGACAAUUUAAGGCCACGUGUCAAGCCUGCAGAUCUCUUGAUGCAUGUAUAAAUCUGUGGGUAAGAGCCAUACCCCUUGUGGCUCCUCCAAACAAGUGGAUAAGUAAAUGCAUUUUGCCAUUCUGUGCAGGAUCCAUAGAAGAGUUCAAGCUUUGGCCACUGGGAAAGCAGAGGGCAGCAGAGUUUCAGAGGGCAAGGGAAGUUAGAAGGCAUAUAAGUGAAUGUGGUAUAGAAGGCAGCAAUUGGUGGACCACGAACAGAAUAGUUGCAUGGGCAAGGUGUCAUGCUUAUACUCCAGUAGAGCCUAGACCUCUACUUCAAACAGAUAAGCUUUUCUUACCAUUAGAACAGCAGGUCUUUAGCACAAUUACAGACAUUGGAAAUCUAGAAGAACGAGAAAGAAGUAACAACGAGCAACAGUUUGCACGUUCUACUCACCAAGAUAUUGAUGUAGUCUCAGUAAUUGAGGAGGAGAACGAGCUCACAUCUCCUCACAAGUCUUCAGCCUCUCCAUGGAAGGAGCAGUCUGUCUUCAUGGCUUGGGAGGAUCAAGAAACAGUUGAUGGAUGUGAAUGGGUUGGACAUUUAGCUUCACAGUUAAGAAUUAAUCAAACUUCAGAAGAGGUUUUACCUGGAUAUAGAGCAGAUGUUGCACGUGCAACUAUGUGGAAGGCAAUGUUAAACUUAAUGGAGGAUCUACUGCGGUCUUCUCACAGUGAGGCCUGGGGAGAUAGUUCUGAGGAGACCUCUGGUAGUCCACCUCUUGUUCCUCCAAAGGAAAUCACACACAAUCAUGUCUUAAAAGCCUUAACUACGAAACGUCAAGAGUUCCAGUUGUUCACUAAUUAUGGACUCGGAAGCCUUUCAUAAUCAUCAGAUGCAAUAUAGUGUUUUUCAUGUUUAUAGAUCUGAUCUGUUCUGAUAUCAUGAAAUAUUUUAAAAAGCUAAUAUGGUUCUACAUGUAACACAGAUAAAACAAAAAGAUAAGCCACUUUUAUUUUGAUUACUUGUUGUAGAUUAAAAAUAUUAUAUAACUUAAAAUGGCCCACAGUUAAAAAUGAUAAUCAGUAUAUUAUUGUUUAAUACUGUAAUCAAACCAGGAGGAUCUCUUUUGUUGUAUUGUUGUCAAGGUUCAUCACAUAAGAUUCAUUCCAUGAAGAUCAUAUGGUAAAAAAUCAUAUAAUGAGAAAAGUUAAAUGAGGAAUCAAAAUUAAUUCUAUCAUUUAUAUUUUUCUGAAAUAUAUGAGUAAUAUUGUUCAUGUUCUUGUAAAAUUGUUGUUGACUCAUCUGUAGUACAUCAAAUUCCAUAACUAUCUGUGAUAUUCUAGAUAUGAUUUAUAAGUUUCAUUGUUAAAAAUCCUUAUAAGAAUAAAAAACUCAGGGUAUGAUUGUUUCAUUAACUUU